This is a messenger RNA of Frieseomelitta varia, 4901 nucleotides long. Its product is annotated as RNA binding protein fox-1 homolog 2-like. Gene Ontology annotation, cellular component: cytoplasm; nucleus. Gene Ontology annotation, biological process: regulation of alternative mRNA splicing, via spliceosome; nervous system development. Gene Ontology annotation, molecular function: mRNA binding. The transcript has 6 exons. NCBI's taxonomy places the organism in Eukaryota, Metazoa, Arthropoda, Insecta, Hymenoptera, Apidae. The coding region runs from base 775 to 1551 and encodes 258 amino acids. The record is from RefSeq and is a predicted model, not a curated record.
UUUGUGCGCCUCCGAUAGAGUUUGAUUCGCGUAGUGCGAAAGAUGGCCGAUGCGCGGCGCUGGAUGCGCAGUGACGCUGCGCGCCGAUGGCGCCGGCUAGGAGCGGGACCGUUAGUCGCUGAGGGACCACGUACGGUGGCGGUUGUGAGUUUGUCGCGAGAGAAAGAGAACGUGCAAUAGGACGAACGAGAAGCUAAAGGAACACAGACAGGGCAGAGAAGAUAGAGAGAGAGAGAGAGAGAGAGCGAGAGAGAAAGAGAGAAAAAGAAGCAGAGAUUUUUACUAGCCGUAACCGUACACGGGCGUACUUGCCGUGGUCACACCGAGUUCGCGGGUCCCGCUCGAUCGUGUGCGCGUCGAAGAGUUUUAACCUCCGUCGUUCGAUUAUCGUGCGUCGUCUCGGUCGGUUCUGGUGCGUGUGGGUCGGCGCGCGCGCGCCUGUGUCCGUGUGUGCGUGAAAAACACCGCACCGUCUCUCGUUACGCGUUUGCCUCUGUGUGUGAACGUACGUCGGUAGCACAUACACAUACGUACCAUACGUGCGUCGAAAAGAGAGUAGCCGGGUCUCGCGUACACAGUGUGAGCACGAAAGUAAGAGAGAAAGAGUACGCGAGAAGGUACAACCAGGUAAGAAGAGGAGGAGGAGCGCGGCGAGGAGGGCGAGGAGGAGGAGGAGGAGGUAACGGAGUGUUGGAUUUGUUUUCUCGCACAACGGUGGAGCAAAACGGCCUCAAACUGUGGGGCUCUGGGGCGUUUUUUCUUCCUCCACAAGGGAUGUACUACCCCCACAUGGUGCAGACAGGCAUGGCUGCGCCCUACGGUGGGGGUGUCUUCCCCCCGCCGGUGAACGGCGUAGCGGGUGUCGUUGGGGCGGCUGGCGCGGCCGGUGAGGUGAAACCACCACCCCCGGUGCCAGUGAAGGAGGAUAACAGCGGUGCACCCCAACAGCCGCCACCAAGCGGACCCCAAGUCCCACCACCGGCUGGUGCCCCACAUCCAACCGCCCCCGGUGCCCCGACCGCGGCUAGCUUCAGUCCGCCUCCGCCUCCAAACGGCGUCGAUCAACAGGCUAUUUCGGAGGUGUUUCAGGCAGCAGUGGCGGCCGCGGCAGCUGCAGCUGCAGGAGGUGGUGGCCAACAACCAGCAUCCACGCCUGCUGGCAACGAGACCAACCCUGAGGGUGCCGUCGAAGGCAGCACCCUAGUACCUGUCACUUCAGGUGCAACCACACCUGCAACCGCGACACAGGGUUCCGAUCUGAAAGGUCAACCAAAACGCCUUCACGUCAGCAAUAUACCCUUCCGUUUCCGAGACCCUGAUCUCAGGGCAAUGUUCGGGCAAUUCGGGCCGAUCCUCGACGUGGAAAUCAUAUUUAACGAAAGGGGAAGCAAGGUGAAUAACGCGACAGCGAGGGUGCAGACGAAGAAACCACCGACGGUACCCAACGUGUGCGUGCAGUGGCCAGAGGGUAGGUGCUUCCACGACGUGCCGGAAUCGGCACUGCUGAAUCUCUACUUCGAGAUCCGUGAGAAUUGCCACGGGUUCUCCUGAAGGCGAUGCCAAGAGUACGGCAACGACGGUGAUCACGGCCAAACGAAACAGAGACGAUCAACGAAACUCAUCGUCGCCGAGCUACAAUCGUGCUCGCAGUAUCGCGACAGACAGUGAAAAAUCUUCACAAAAAGUUUCACAAUUUUCGUUUGUUUCUUCCCCCAACAGCCGCCAACACACCACGACCAAGCCAACAUAGAAAAGAAAAGAAAAGAAAUCAAAAUGCAAAAACGAAAGAAAGACAGCCACGAGAGUAUCUAGGGACUGGUUCUCCCUCCGAACAGGAGAGAACAGUCUGACAAUCUUCGUGAUUCACGAUCUUUACUAUAUAUAUAUAUAUACUUUUUCUUAUUUUUUUUUUUUUUUUCGAUCUCCAAGCUUUUUUUUCUCUCAUCAACUUCGCUGGACACAGCGUGAAUCAGCGAGCGUUGAUUGCUCUAAAAGAUCACAUUAAGUGCCGUUCUACGGAGUCGAGUUAAAAAAAAGCAAGCUUCACGAAUGAAUUUUGCAAGUUUUGAGAUCUUGUAGGUCACUCGGCUUUUAUUCGAGGCACGACAGUCUCGCGUGAAAACGACACGAUUUUUUCUCGUUUUCGCGCGUAAAGCCACAGGUCUAGCACUGGCCCUUAGAUGGUCCCCGCGACAAAACGCCCCCCCCAACCCCCCCCCCCCCCCCGAAAACAUGCUCUGUUUGACCCUCUUUUUUUAGGGUUCUCGAUGAUUCCAGCAGAAGCAAGGUGGGUGUACAGACUUUAUUUACCUACAACUAAUUGCUCGUCGUUCAACCAGCUCGCGAACUACUGUCUUAUAUAUAUAUACACACACUCUUACCUAUCGAAGUGUAAUAUUGUAUUUUUAUCUCACGUAAAACUUUUUUCUUUUUUUUUUUUUUCUUCUUUUUUUUUGAAUCUUUUGGUUAAUUUCAAAUAUCUCUUCUUUCUUGUCACUCGUCUUCCCUGGCCCCUGUGUACGAGGGAGAGUACUCGUGCUCAGUACAUAACCAAGACCCUGAUCCCACGUCUUUCGUUUCUUUAUACACGUGUGUAUAGACACGCGCGUAAGCAAACGUGAAACUGUUUGCUGAAACGUGAAACGAGUAGUUCAUUGUCUAUUCCCAAGCUAGCUCUAAAAGACGAAACUUUUUUCGGAGAGGGAGGAAAAUUUACGCUCGUCGUGGACGUCUCUGAAAAAAUGUUGAACGUCAGAACCGCCAAAAUGGUCAGUAAUUGUUUUUUUGUAAAAUGUAGAAACAGAUUUUCUGGAAGAAAAUCUUUCCUAGAACACGCAACUAUGCUAAUUCCGACACAUCUAACUUUGUCGAAGAUUUUUACACAUCAAUUGAACUUCCGAAUGAAUAUCUUGCAAGUUGAACUUCCUUUAUAUUCUUUGAACCAAAGCUUUUAAACCGUUCUCGAAAAAGAAGAAGAAAGACUAUGCUUAGAUUUAGAUUGUAUUUCACAGUAUUUCCGAAUUUUCAAAAUGGCCACGCACGAACGUAUCCGAAGUAGCUUCUAACUCUAUCGAAGAGUAAAUUUUUCUAAAAAGGAAAGAGAAAGAACUAGAAAUUCUUGUUGCACCUUGUCGGUUCACCACGAGACGUAUCUUUUGCUCCUGCUAUCUCGAACGAGGUUUUUAUGUUUUCUUGUCGGGCACGAGAAACUUGCUGUUUUGAAAAGGCCACGUGGGUAGCGUCUAUCGGUCAGUGGUAGGCCAACCCUAGACAGAGCGAGCCUCUGCCCCUUCUGGAUCGACGUAUCGAUCAUUCCUAAUCGCGACUGAACUGAUUUGAUGCCGCGCGAGUAUAAACUUCAGCGAGUAUAAAUACCGUAAAAUGUCUGUAAAAACGCUCUGUCCACGUAUGAGAGAAGAUCGAUCUAUUAUAUUCGAAGAGAACGGAUCGAGACUCGCUGAUGUUGCGCUCGCGCGAGUUCUCGAUUAGAUCGUAAGAUUAGCGUUAGUCAUGGAACCACAGGGUAUUCGAAACUAUUUUUACGUACAUUCCAAGAGAAAAGGAGAUCGGUGAAACGUUUGCUUGUUUCAACGUAGCGUACGACACUCGAGCCGUUUCAUCCGGUUUUUCUUUUGACACGAGUCGAUACAGGGUAUUAUUUCUAGUGAUCUAGUAAACGUAAAUUACCUUAUUAUUGUGACGUCUGUUCCGAGGACACGACAACGAUACAUUCCGUAAAAUAAUCCAUUAUAACGAUCGUCAACGUGCUGCCUACAUAGCCAUUGUAUCUUUUACCAUCGUUUCGAGAAAAAGAAUUCGUCGACGAUCUGGAUGGCCUUAAUGAGUUCCUAAUUGCCGCAACACGGUGUAAUUAAUCUGUUUUAUAUUGUUCCAUUUCUUUUUUUGUUUCUUUUUUAAUGGAAACGACAACAAUAUGGCAAAGAAAAAGGAACGCUAGAACUAUCGAUCUGUCCAUUGAUGAAAGAUAAAGUUAUCUUUGCGUUUCAUUCGGAUGACAAGAAUGUCAUCAAUAUCUCUGUUUCAAUUAUUAAAAAAGAAAAAAAGUAAGUAGAAUGAUAAUUAGAACCUUAGAAUUAAAAAGAUAAUUAGAACUAAAGAACCUUAUUUAGAAGCAGAAGAACUUUAUUAGAUCGUUAUUUUACGAGAGACUGAAAUGUAACAGUUCUUCGUUUCAUCUCCACUUGUCAGAGAUGAAUUACACUACUUACAAAAAUUACACGGUGAAAUAUGAACUUAUCAGAAACAAUUCUAAAGUCUCUGCCAAGCUUGCAAAGUUUCUCUGACUUGGCCAAAUUUUAGUACAAAUGAAAUGCAGAAGCUCACGAAAAUUCUCCUACAAGCUUAGAAAAUUCUUCGACCAUUAAAUUAUGAGGGACGAGGACGUGCAAAAGCUUUCAAGCUUCAAGAAGAAUCCCAAUCACGGAGAAUAUAAGAAAUGUAGAAUUUUCUCUCGAAUCAAUCAUAACAAAUGAAAUGAGGUAUUAAAAUAUCCAGACACGCACGAGAAGAGCGAUAGUUCUAGUGUGAAACGUAUACAGCUACAAAGCCAAAGGUUAUCGGCGUAACAACUUAAACGAUACAUCUAGCUCAGCCAGACAGACUCGCGAAUGUAAACACGGUCAGAUUCUCUCUCGACACGCAGAGCACGUUGGAAGAUCGCGACUUCCAGGUGUCUGCGAGGGGAAACGCGAAUUAAUUUUUCAAACAGUGCUCGCCGAAUCGGACAAGAAUGUGUAACGUGCACCCUCGAAGAAGGUAAAAGUGGCGCAUCGUCGCGUCUCUGUGACGUUUUUCGUAACUAGAAUCUCGCCGUCGCUUUCCCCUUUCGCGAAGCUGCGCCAUUUUCGAUCGUUUUCACUCGCGCGUCUCGACUCGGAAAA